GAGUUGAUGCAUAUCAAUUUUCAGAGCUCUACGGCCGAAGCGAUAAUCUCACAUUUCGAAGGCUCAAAAGCAGAUUUGGUAGUUUGCGAUGGUGCACCUGACGUGACAGGAUUGCAUGCACUCGACGAAUACAUGCAAGGUCAAUUGAUCGUCGCGGCGCUGAAUAUUACAACAUUUGUGCUCAAAGAUUCCGGCACCUUUGUUGCCAAGAUAUUCCGUGCCAGACAUGUUACACUGUUGUACGCCCAGCUGAAAAAUUUCUUCGAGCAAGUGUUCUGUGCGAAGCCUCGAAGCAGUCGACAGAGUAGUUGUGAAGCAUUCGUUGUUUGUAGAGGUUUCCACCUGCCGGAUGGCUACACACCAACAAUGGAGAAUCCUAUGUUUACACCUGAUUAUGAUGACACAGUGAAUACACUGGUCGGCGCCAAUCGAGUAUUAGUACCGUUCGUCGCAUGCGGUGAUCUGUCAGGCUGGGAUUCGGAUCGUACCUACAGCCUCGACUUAUCAGAGAUUGGCGACGAAUUCGAGCCAAAACAGCGAUACGUCUAUACGCCUGUGGUACAGCCACCCACCGAACCUGCUUAUAAGGUAUUCAAAGCGUUGACCGUUCACUAUUUC
This is a messenger RNA of Anisakis simplex (herring worm), 618 nucleotides long. The record is from the annotation of a GenBank genome assembly. Lineage: Eukaryota; Metazoa; Nematoda; Chromadorea; Rhabditida; Anisakidae.